Molecule: messenger RNA, 2308 nt
Organism: Neodiprion fabricii
Lineage: Eukaryota; Metazoa; Arthropoda; Insecta; Hymenoptera; Diprionidae
Product: ubiquitin-conjugating enzyme E2 J1-like
Exons: 5
Coding region: 332-1129 (265 amino acids)
Source: RefSeq, a predicted model, not a curated record
AUUUAUCAAUGGAUUAGGCAAGAGGACGAAAACAGAUUACUUCACGGCAACUUAGAAAAGAUAAAAGAGGUCGGUUACGUCAAAGAGCCAGGUUUCAGGUUAUUCUCAUCAAUUUUGUGCCUAUUAAAUUCAUCAGUUAACGUUGACAUUGAUCGCCGCAACAUAUUGCUUGAAAACAAUGUAGUCUGAACUUAUAACUUAAUAUGAAUUUAAAUAUUUUUAAUCGACGAGGUCGGAUUAAUGUAUACGUUGAGUGCUGACACAUCGGUCAGCUGAUAUCUGUUUUCGACAUUCGAGUACACAUACGUAAAAUCUAUAAUAAUCUCUCAAGAUGUCAUUCGAAGGAAAAUAUAAUGUCAAAAGUCCAGCCGUCAAGAGGUUGAUGCGCGAAGCGCAAGAGCUACACGAAGCAACGGAAGAAUACUGUGCCCAUCCUUUGGAUGAUAAUCUUUUCGAAUGGCAUUUCACAGUGCAUGGGCCACCGUCCACAGAUUUUGAGGGCGGUGUAUAUCAUGGUAGAAUUUUACUACCUCCUGAGUAUCCUAUGAAACCACCUAACAUCAUAUUGCUAACUCCCAACGGCCGGUUUGAAGUAAACAAAAAAAUAUGUCUGAGUAUCUCUGGACAUCAUCCAGAAACGUGGCAGCCCUCCUGGAGUAUAAGGACUGCACUGUUAGCGCUAAUUGCAUUUAUGCCAACACCAGGAAAUGGCACCAUAGGAUCACUUGACUACAGCACGGAGGAGCGUCAAAAACUUGCUAAAAAAUCUUUGAGUUGGCAGUGCGACAGCUGUGGUAAGAUUGCUGAUUUACUAUCUAAGGAUACAGCUAAAACACCGAUCACUGAAGAAGAACAGCAUAUGUUGGACACAAUCGCAUUGAAGGCAGAAGAAGCUUCAACGAACGAGCCUUCAUUUUCAUCUAGUAUAGAAAAUGUGUCUGAAAGUGAGUUGAGACAACGACGCAUGGAUACGCAACCAGAAACUCAUGAGCAACAGGAAGCUGAAAUAAUCGUUAAUCCUCAGGUCGAAACUAUGUCAUCUUCGAAUGAUUUAUUCUGGAGUAUUCUUAUUGCAACACUCUUGUUUGCGAUAAUUUUACUUGUUUUGAGACGACUGUUUCUGGUUUGAAUUCACUCCCGAAUUUCAUAUAAUGAAUGUUACGAUAAUGACUAUAUGUUAACGAGUAUGAAGUAAAUUUUAUACACAUUUUAUGAAUAGCAUUUCUAAGCUCAGUCUAAACUACAAAGUGUAAAAUUUAAUAUUUAAUCUAAUACAGAAGCUAUUUUUUGCUCGCUCAUAGUUGCACACUAACUAUUUUACUUUGGGAUUUGCGAGCUAAAAGUCUUUUACUCCGAAUAAUUACGAAGCGUUAGUUAUUUAUAUUAAUAGACAGAAAUUAUUAUAAAUUCAAAUCGAUCCCUACGCAAGAGUGACCGUAAAGAUUAUUUAAGGUAUCAUAGCUAUACUAGUUAAAAUUAUCUGCCUUCAUAUUCCAAUACAGAUGCAAGCAUCAUUCCGUUACCAGACUUCAAUUUUAUUGGAGCGAGUUUCGAAUCAAAUAGGAUAGAUUCAAAAUCAUUGCAUUUGAAACUACAUACAAAACAGUUUUUAGGGUUCAAGCAAUGUCUAUGUUCAGAUUUGAUUUUCGUACUUCUACAGAAAAUAAGCAAUCUGCAGCCGCUACAGCUUGUGUAUGUAAAUGAACGAACAAAAUAUUGAUAUUAGAAAUGUUUUAUGUCAACACGCGCAUGAGAUUUUGAAUAACCAGUUUUCAUUAGGUUUAAGAAAAUAAUUCCAUCUUAAUUUUGGAUUGCUAAACGUGGCGUGGUAACAUGAGCCUGUCGAAUGCAUUAACUCUAUGUCAACAUAUCUUGCAUCAAAUCGUAUAGAUAAAAGGAAUUUUGUAAAAACAGUAGGCUUGAAAUUUAACGUUUUCGGCUGUAUUUCACUAGUCUUCACCUGCUUGCCACAUCCAGCUUUGUUUUCAAAGAAAUACAUGAACGUGUACUAUAAUUGAUUAUUGUAAUAUUGCAAAUUCUAUAUUUAUUAGGUAUAACAAAUCAAUGAAAAUUUUCAGAAAAGUAUCAAUGUAAUUGACGAUUCUGUGCAAUUGUAUAUUGUCAUUAUAAAAAAAAGUUAUUAUUCUAGAUGUUAUAUUUGUAAAAUUAUUAAAAAUCACAGUAAUAAUUAUAACUGCAACAAUUGUUCAGCACUGAAAAACGAUUUUUCAAUGUUGAGGAAGAUUUGUCACCAUCUAACAAUUGUGUAAGGAGAAUUGACAAUUGAACAGUCGACACCUUGUAAAAA